Molecule: messenger RNA, 3825 nt
Organism: Seminavis robusta
Lineage: Eukaryota; Bacillariophyta; Bacillariophyceae; Naviculales; Naviculaceae
Source: the annotation of a GenBank genome assembly
AUGCAGCUGCAGGAAGACAUUGGUUGCAUCCUUGGAUUGCAGAUUGAAGUUGCUGCCAUGGAGCUUCGACGGCGGCAAAAUCCUUUCUUGGAAGCAAUCAAUACGACCAAUGACGUCCAGCCAGCAUCAGCACCAGCACCAGCACCACCCCCAGUGGCAUUGAUUACCCCCAAUGAGCAAGUAGCAGUGAGUCAAUCUUCAAGCGUUGCAGACAACCUGUUGCUGGCACUACGAGACACCAUUAGCUCUAGGAAGACUAGAAACACGCCUCUGUUUGAAUUCAUCAAAGGAGGAAACAAAUCAUUCAAGGAAAAAGGAUGGCUGCGACGAGCACUCCUUGACGCUGAUUCAGCAGCUCGAUUCGCCAUUCAAGAACGUGAAAACUACUUUCUUCUGUUGAUAUUCAUGGGGUUAUCUGGCACUGGGCCUGAAGUCGAUGAAAAAUCAAAGCAGGACACAUCUCCAAUGGCGCUGCUCAGUCAAGCUUGGGGCUUUUCAAAGCCGGCGGUUCGAAGAGCUUGCGGCGUUCCAUUAGACGACGACAAUUUUCUUGACUCUCUCCUGCCAUGUGAAGUUAGAAAGCGAAAUAAAUGCGCCUCGAGCUGGACUCCACAAGCGAAAGCGAAUAGAUUGAUCUCAGAAGCCGAGCCAGACGGCUUUGUUUCCCCAGAUUUUGCAGCAACCCGACAAUCCAAAAAACGUGACAUGAAAGCAACCCCCAAUCUGCUGUCAGGAAUGGAAAGCUUGGGGUUGGAAUCUCCCAGAACGCCCACAGUGAUGAGCGCUAUGAGAUUCUUUGGUCGGCAAGACGCAUUUGAUGCAGGUCGCCAGCAGCGCACACGGCUUGAUUUCGGAGAAAGGUCACCUCUUAUCGAGGAGACAGAGGAGCAAUCCGACGCAACCCAAACAGACCCAACUCAUGAAAGCAAAGCGACCCAAACCGAAAUGAAAUCGAGAGUACAAGCAGAAAUAAAAACCCACUCCAUCAGUGGAGACUGCGAGGAAGAGAUUUGUCGAGCUCUUUUCCUCCUCUUUCAGAAGAAAGCAGUGCCAAUUGAUCAGACAUCAAGGACCAAUGAGAAUAAAAUCUUGACCGUUCGGCAAUUCCGGAGCGGAUCGUCCAUGAAGCUUCUCCGAAUUAAACAAAGUCGACGAUGGACAAAGGGAGACGAGCGAGGGAGGAAGAUUAAGCGGAAAGCUCAAUUGGUUGAAACAUUACUUGACAAUUUGGAUGUGUCCGAAAGCGAGCUGCUCUCGAUUCUGAAAAUCGUUGGAAGAAAUCAUUCCCUCCAUGUAUUUGCCGACGAUAGCGAAUGCCGUUUAAGCAUUGAGCAGUGCGCGGCCAUGAUGCAAUACCUUCCGACCACUGUCCGAGGACUUGAACGGCUCUCACGAUUCUUCAAAGCGACACUGUCGAGUUUCGGGGACCAACUCUUUCCAACGAUGCUCAGGAAAAAGCUCGCAAGUUACGCUAUGGAAUCGUUUGAUUUGAAGUUAGGUUUUGAGAUGGUGUCACUUGAAAUUGGCGGGGAAAAGAGAAAUGAGCGGUGCUUACAUGCGUGGGUAAAGGAACCAGCAAAAGUCAUUGAGACGCUGACACAAAGCGCAAUCAUGGCAGGGAAAUUCGAAGAGUCUGCAGCUUUUUGCAAGCACCACAAUCAACUGACUGUCGUUCAAGGAACGGAUCGAGGGGGUGAUAUUACACUUUGCUUAGUGCGUGUCGCCAACCGAAGUGGAGGAAACGCUCCUCAAUACUGUAUCCCUCUCGCAUUCUAUGAAUACGGAAAAGAAAGCUACAGCAACCUCGAAAAGACAAUAUUCAACCCAAGCAAACCAACCAAAAACUUCCUUCAAAAGAUGUUGAAUGGCGACUUCCAAAUGAUCGUGGUGGAAAUCAAUGAAGGCAGCAUUGCAGUAGACGCGCAAUGCUGUAUUCUUGAUUGCGCAACAACGCUCCGGAUCGAUCGACUACCCGACAGCAGCACACUUCGAUUGGAGGCUUACGAAACUCCUCUGCCAAGACUUGUUACGGUUUUCAAUGAGGAAGAAUCGCGGAACAGUGAGGAAAACCCAAGUCGACACAAGCAAUUCAUUCAGCUAGUUGGCAAGGCGAGCAAUGAAGCAACUCAUGAAUAUACGGGGCUUGCUUUGACCAACUGUUUUGGGCGUGAUGUGUUUCAGGCAACGUUUCGAGAACCGCUGCAGAUAACGACGACAAGCUCCGUUCGAAUCAGAUCUCUGCGAAUCAGAGGGAUAACAGCAGAUGACAUCAAAUGCAAUACAGCUGUCAUGGGGCAGGGAACGGCAGGUGUGAUGUGCCCGUGUACGAUGUGCAUUGGGAGAAAGAAAGAGUUCAGCCGAUUCUUAUCUCUGCCAUCGAACCAACAGCCAGCUCUCCGUAAAGGCGACAAUGCAAAUCCAACGUUGUAUGAUGGAUUCGUUGAAGACGCCGGUGGUCGAGUUGAUUGGGUGCGAGCAAACUCUGCAGGCCAAGCAAAGACGCUGAAACUCCGCUAUCACAGUGUCGUCCACCAACCUUUACUCUACACGCCCCCAGAACACAACUCUGGAUCUGGUAUGCAUGUCUCUAGUGGGCUGCUUACUCAUCUAACGAUGCGAAUGUUGGACUUGCUGGGUAAAAUCGAUCGAGAGCUCCCAUGGUUGGAACAAUUGUCACCUCUCAUGGAAGAAGCAAGACGUUUCAGCAUUGCUUCAGUGAAGGAGGCAGAGAAGCUUCGAAGAGAGGACACACGACUACAACGGGAUGCAAAAGCAGCCGAGAGGCUAUCAAUGACUACUAGCCAGCUCAACUCAAUCAGCGCGGACCGAAGUGAACUUGCAAGAAAGCUCAAGACGAAAACCAAAGCAUGCGAAUCGGCAAAGUUGUUUUUGGAGAAAGGAAAUGAUUUUCUAGAUGGGGUUGCGAAGAAAACAAAGAGUCGAAUUGUCGGUCCUGCAACCUAUUGCUUUCGUAAAGCCUAUGAAGUGGACGGCCGAGUUUCAUUUCGUGUGGAGAAUAGUGGAUUUGAGUUGUCAAAUGGCGAUGGAAUACGCGUGCUUGAACGUCGAGAGCUCAUUUCAAAAAGAAUGAAGCAACUCUUUCCCAACAAUAUGCAGUGUCAGUCCAGAGUUGAAGAGAUAAUGGUGCCCUUUCGCAGAUUGACCGAGUUGCUAUACGAAAUUUCCACCAUGAUGAAAUCUCAGCGCCGCUGGUCGGAUGAAGAUGCAACCAAAUUUGAUUCAAUUACUCAACAAUAUGCAAAGCUUUGGUUGGAAUUCAAAAGCGAUAAAGAUGGAAGCUCAAACGGAGAAGAAAUGAAUGUUUUUAAUAAGCUUCACGUCCUCCGUGCCCACCUAUCGGCUUUUGCAACCAACAACCUAAUGCUUGGGAGAUGUUCCGAAGAGGGUUUUGAAUCGGCUCACAAACGCAUCGAAGCAAUCCGACAGCCUCUGGUGUGUAUGACAAGUACCGAGGCGAGAGCCAACAACAUAUUUCGCAGGAUUAUGCUGCAGUGUCGACCGGAAGUUGAAGCCAUACGUCUAUCAAUCGAAGAACGCUUUGGGGGCAAGAAGAGAGCUCCAUACAAGAAGACAACACGAGCACUUAAAUCGGCGGAUAAUGCUCCUGCAGCAACCGAUCAAACGUCCCAAGUCCGUCUUCUAGAUGGCUUUAUCCACUCAAUCAAUGGCUAUGUUAUUAAGCAGGGAUGGAAGGAUCACUUUGAAUAUGUUUGUUUCAGCAAAGUGCCAGCGGCAUGGACGGAACCUUUCUCAAAAGACGAAAGUCUCGGCGGUGUUUACCGAGCCAAUGCUGAAUACAUUUGA